Messenger RNA from Saprolegnia parasitica CBS 223.65, 1025 nucleotides. RefSeq lists its product as hypothetical. The transcript has 6 exons. Lineage: Eukaryota; Oomycota; Saprolegniomycetes; Saprolegniales; Saprolegniaceae. The record is from RefSeq and is a predicted model, not a curated record. Bases 1 to 993 code for a protein of 330 amino acids.
AUGGACCGAACCACCGAGCAGUUGCGCUCCAAGCAUGUUCGGACGCUGGAGCUGCUGCAGAAGACGCUGGAUGAGAACGCCGAGAUGAAGAAGACGUUGUCGCAAAAGGCAUUCCCUCUCUCGAUGGGGCAGGGGGUCGACCUCUCCAAGCGCGUCUUGGAGCUUGAAAACGAGAUUGAGCGCCUCCAACGCUCGCCCGCGGUGGCGACCGAUAGCACCACCAAGGUCGCGACCCUCGAGGCCCGCGUGCACGAGCUCGAGGCCGCCAACUACAACCUCGAGUUCAAUCUCAGUGCCACGCAGCGGCUCGUCACCGACGUCACGCGCGAGCGCGACGAGCUCCAAGCGGCGGUGGCAGCCAAUGUCGCCAAGGCCGACGCCCGCAGCAACCAAGAUGCGGACACGAUUGCCAAGGCGCUGGAUGCCCACGCCCAUGCCGAGGGCGAGUGCCUCCGCAUGGCCGACACGAUCGAGAAGCUGACGAAGAGGGAAGGGACAUUUCUAGAGCAGAUUGAAGCCCUUAGAGCGCAAAAGCUGGCAUUUGAGAACGAGCAUGCGGCGCUGUACCGUACCCUUGAGGAAAAAGAGCGCCAGAUGGAUCGCGUCGUGCAGGAGCUGCACGAGGCGCGAGCCGAGAUCAACCAGCUCCGGGAGUCGCCGAAAGUCGACCAAACCCAAAGCAUCAAGGUUGAGGUUACACCGGCGAUCAGCCAAGAGGCGCUGGACAGUGCAAUGCGGCCCACGUUAGCGCGCAACAAGCAGCUCCUGCGCGACAAUCAGCAGCUGCGCGACCACGUCGAGUCGCUGCAGGCGGAGCUCGCGCAGUACCAGAGCCGACUGAGCUCGACAACCACCUUUGCCGCGCACAUCGACCUCAAGAAGGAAAACUAUCUGUUGCGCCAACAGGUGGAAGAGAUGCAAGCGCUGCAGAAGAAGUUCCUCGGCACUGCCAAGAAGCAGACGUUCCAAUUCAACAACCAGCGAGGCGUGUGAUGCUAUUUGCAUGGACGUCGAGAGUAUACCGA